Molecule: messenger RNA, 919 nt
Organism: Triticum urartu
Lineage: Eukaryota; Viridiplantae; Streptophyta; Magnoliopsida; Poales; Poaceae
Source: RefSeq, a predicted model, not a curated record
UCAAGACAGCUUCUCUCAUCUCUGUAUCCCAGUGACCUACCCGAUUCCAAGCCUGAGGCACCAUAGCUUAGCAUCCUACUUAUUUCCCUUCAUAACCAGCUCGACCAUCUCUCAGAACCAAAGAUGAAGAUCGGGAAGGCUCCUGAGCUCUUGAAGAAGGCGGCAGCAAUGUGCAAGAGCAAGACCGCAAGGCUCCUCAUCCUUGCCUCGCUCCAGCGCCGUGGGAUGGCUAGAACAGCCGUGGUCUCUCGCAAGAUCGACGCGCUUAUUGUGGCCGACUGGGAGAGAGUGGACCGCCACAAGGCUCUCGCGCUGCGCACAAUGGAGAAGAGACCAAUCAUCGUCCAUGAGAGUGACUUUGAGGCCAAUUUCUCUCAUCACUUGGCGGUGUUCAACCAAGAGAAUGGUCAUGGUGGCUGCCCAGCUGAGUGGACACUGCAUCCCCUCUUCAACAACGACCACGACAACUGCCGUUACACUAAGGAUGAUGAUGUGCUAAUUGAUUCAUGUGAUCAAGACAACGAUGAUGAGCCAUCUGUCGUGGAUGUGAUCAGGAGCAACCAAGAAGCUGAGGGGUUGGAGUUCGACAUGGAGGAGGAUAUUGACCAGGCUGCUGAUAUGUUCAUUAGGAGGUUUCGGCAGCGUCUGAACGAGGGAUUUUAGGGUCUUGUUUGUACAUGCAUGUACCUUGGCUUAGGGUGUUGUCUUCUUUUUAGGUGCCCAAAAAUUAGAAAAUUUUGUAGAAAUCAAUAUGAGUGGGAGUUGAGGCUUGACAAACAGUUAUCCUUAUCAUCAUUUGUUUUUGAAAUCUUUUGUUAACAUCCAAGAUCCCUCAGCCGUACCCACCUCUAUAGGAAAAACCAUCUACACCGAGUACUUGGCGGGUCGCGGUGUAAAUCCACAGGCACUUGGCAUACAU